GAGGCGCACGAACGAAAGCAUAAACAAACCGGCAAUGUCGCUCACGGAUAUUUUGGAAUUAAAUAAGACUGAACUCUUUGCGGAGAUUCGUGGUGGUUUGCCCGUGGUGCAAAAGACGCAGAACCUGCUGGACUGUAAGGACGACCUUUUGUUCGCAUGGGACGCCAAGCAGUGUUGUCUGCUGGUGCGCAACUGGCGCUCCUCGUUGGCAAAGGAAGCAAGUGUAAAGUUCCAGACACUUAUCCCUUCGAACACUGUGAGCUUGGAGGUAGACCGCGUGCUGACCUCCAACGAAUGCUCUCUUGUAGCCCUUAGUGGACCCGGCGGUGUGUCUGUGAUGGAACUACCCCGCCGCUGGGGCCCCGAGGGAUACUACAAGGACGGAAAGGCCAGAAUCACUUGCCGCACCUACAGCUUGGACACCCAGCUGUUCCUCAACAACCCGCAACUGGCGGUGCGCCAACUGCGCUGGCACCCGCACUCCGUUUCGGACUCCACGCUGCUUGUGCUGCUCAACAACAACACCAUCCGGGUAUACAACCACGCCAAGCUCCGUCAUGUUUGGCAGGUGGGUCCCUCGGUCUUCUCCAACAGUUCCAUUAGCGACUUUGGCGAGUUAGCUGUGGACUUUGACAUCGCCCCUGCGGCGAAGCCUCGUAACCCAGAACCUGAAGGGGAAAAGGACACCACUCUCGACAAGAGCAACAAAACCCUGGUGGCAGCCAAAUCGUUGCCAAAGCAGGAUAGGGUUGAGUGGCCAGUGGUAGUGCUUCGCGAAAAUGGAAACAUCUACAUACUAAUGACUGGUCUGGAGUCGGAAAUGACACGUCUCCAAGGUCCUAUCACCCUGACUCCUCAGACGCGGGACAACUACGGCCUAGAGUCGUGUGCCCUCAUGAUAAUCCCCUCGUUGCCUCCAACUUUAGUUAUAGCCGAGUCCAAUGGAAAGCUUCACCAUGCCCUCCUUAUGGAGGCAGAGGCCACUGAGCACUCCUUCAACGAGGUGGACGACUUUGUGCUUAUCGAACCCGCCGAGUAUGUCGUACAUGUUCUUGAAACCGUGGAACUGGAGCUAGGUCUUACUGCACCUGGAAAUGGUGGCGCUGGUGGAGACUCAUUCAAUUGUCCCAUUUUUUUGAAGCGGGAUCUAAUCAACGAGAUGCGCUACUUUGCCUACCAUAACGCGGGUCUUCAUGCGGUAACCGUGAACUUCAUCUCCGAGCUGCAACGUUACCUGGACAGCGAGUCCGAGGAAGACAGGCUGGAGCUGUCGGCUCCUUCCCGAGCAGAGUACAUCCUCUGCACUAAAUUUGACUCCAGUGAUAGUGUGAAUGCGGUCUUCGGAAUAGCUUUACUGCAAAUUCCUGCCGGAGUGGUGCUUCUCCUAGGCAGUGGCCAGGUGAUUAGUCUAAAGUUGGUUAUUGAUGCCCAGCUACUAGUGACACCCACUGAGAGUAAUAAAGCUAGUGCGGAUGUGUCGCAGCAGGAGAGUGGACCUUCGUUUGUGGACAUCAUUAAAUCGCUCCUUCAGCGCAGUGUAAACCAGCCCAUUCUUUCGGAAAAACAAUCAUCGCCUUCCGCUCAGGAGAGCUACGAACUGCUAAACCAGGCCAUCGAAGUGCUGCGCGAGCAGUACUUGAAGCGUCAUGACCUCGUUCGCGCGGCCUUCGCCCGUCACAUCAACCAGAUCAAACUAAAGAAGGAACAACAGCUGCAGGAGAUUCAGGAUCUGGAACAGGAACGAGAACUGAUCAGCGAACGAGCCCACAAGCUGGCCGAGCGUUUCGAGGAGAUAAGCUACAACCAGGAGCUGCUCGUGUGCAAGUGCAACUCCCUGAUGCAGAAGGCCAAUGCCGCGCUGCCAAAUAGUGUGGUGGCCGAACGGGAGUUUGCCCAGGAGGUGGCUCGACUUAACAAAAUCACCCAGAGCAUGGCCGCCGGAUUGGAGAGCGCCAAGAAAUCGCUAAACAAGCAGCGUUACCACAUUGCUAAGAGCCAGGAGGACCUGAAGAAGAAUGCCUACGAGCUGCCGGAGAAGCAGCAUCGCACCAUUACCGAGAUACUGACUCAACUAACCGGGGAGAUCGAUCGGCAGAUCACCGACGUCAAGCGCAUCAACAAAAUCGUUGGUGUAUAAACUCGUAUUGAAAAUCACACUGUUAAAUUUCGCCACGUUUUUGUUGAUAAAGCCGAAACGUAUAACUAAAACUUACUAAUAAUAAACAUGUUGAUUAAGUCUUA
Molecule: messenger RNA, 2241 nt
Organism: Drosophila ficusphila
Lineage: Eukaryota; Metazoa; Arthropoda; Insecta; Diptera; Drosophilidae
Gene: mbo
Product: nuclear pore complex protein Nup88
Exons: 1
Coding region: 35-2137 (700 amino acids)
Biological process (GO): mRNA export from nucleus; ribosomal small subunit export from nucleus; protein import into nucleus
Cellular component (GO): nuclear pore
Molecular function (GO): structural constituent of nuclear pore
Source: RefSeq, a predicted model, not a curated record